GGAUGCUUAAACCGAACGACAUGUUUGCCGUGACUUUUGAGCCUCGGCAACGACGUCAGACCAACGAGGACGAGCAGCAUUUUCGAGAACACAACUCGAGUGACGUUCUCACGCCUUCCUCCCGCGCCUUGUAGACAAUCAUUUCUGGGGUGACUCUAGUAGCGUAAUCACACAACCGGGUCAUUCGCAAUGGCGACCCUCUCUGGCGCAGAGCGCAUCCGCGCAAUCACAGAUGAGGACGGCAUGUUCAAGGCCUUUGACACGUACCCCUGGAAAAGAGACAAGAUGUUCACAUCCGGCCUCUACGCGAUCCUCGGCGACCCCAACACGGAAAACCCGCAAGGCACGCCGACCGACCUCGCGAUCCACGCCCGGAUAUUCUACUACGCUCAGCGCAUCGGCGUGACCAUUGACUUUGCAAAGUACAAGGACUGGCUCGCGAAGCACCCGGACCACACACCCCCCGACGUCCUGCCCGAAGAAUACAAGACCAGCAGCACAGCCAGCACACAAGGAGCAGCAGCCUCCUCCUCUACAGCUCCCGUAGCCAGCGAAGCAGCAGAAUCAUCAACAGACGACGUCCCAACACUAACAUCGAAGCUCGACAACCUCAACACCAACGAGAUCACCCCCGCAGUCCCAGCAUCAACAGACUCAUCCAAAAACCCCGCAGACGAAGCAACACCCUCAUGGCAAGCAGCAGCCCCCAAAGCAGACCUCUACGUCGAACGCAAAGCACAGCCGCAGGAGGGCGCACCAGGCCAAGGAGGCGACGAACCAGCGUACCCGAUGGGUUUCGCGCAGAUGCUGGAGAUGAUUCAAAAGGGGAUUCCCAUCCCCGGCAUCAGACAGAUCCCAGACACCGUUGUUAGAGACGCAUCUGUAAAACCAUUCGGAAAACGUGCGGUACCCAAGAAGCCGUGGGAAAAAGACAUCGUGACUGCAGAGGCGGUGGAGAAGCCAUCUGUAGUCGACUCCGAAUUCCCACCGUUAGAUGACGAUGUAUUACCUGCAGCAGAGGCCGAGUCUGUAAGCAAAGAAGCGUAAAACGAUGCAUGUUGAGAAUCAUGUAGGAUUCAGGAGGCAAUACGAAUGGCGUUCGGGAGAGGGGCAUAGGGCUAUGAUGCUUGUGGAUUGCCACAGAGUUAACAAUGUCAAGCAAAACAUUACAAGUCCGACACGGGAAGAUCCCACCUACGAGUUCGCAUGAAAUAAUCGAGGGGAUCAAGCUACUUGUAGAAGAAUCAUUUCUAGGGAGCUACCUAAUGCUCAGUUGAGGACUGCCACAGAUGCUGUCCAAGCUGGACCAAGGCCGCAC
Colletotrichum scovillei is the source of this 1318-nucleotide messenger RNA. RefSeq lists its product as uncharacterized. The record is from RefSeq and is a predicted model, not a curated record. The transcript has 3 exons. Lineage: Eukaryota; Fungi; Ascomycota; Sordariomycetes; Glomerellales; Glomerellaceae. Bases 190 to 1047 code for a protein of 285 amino acids.